UUUGACAACGCUUACGCUAUAUUCCCCAUUUUACUAUCCGUGUUCAUUGCUACUUUAAUCAAAAAUGGACGCCAAACAAGCAGACAUGAAAAACGAGACAGUCGAGUUGUCCAACCAGCCCAUGACAACCGAUUACGGGAUCAAAGUCUCAGACCCCGAUCACUGGCUGCGGGUGGUCGACGAGAAGCGCACUGGGCCUAGCCUGUUAGAGGAUCCUAUUGCUCGGGAGAAGAUAAUGCGCUUCGACCACGAGCGCAUCCCCGAGCGCGUCGUGCACGCCCGCGGCGUAGGCGCCUUCGGGACCUUCAGACUCCACAGACCUAUUCCAGAAUACACAAGCGCAGGCGUCCUCAACGACACAGCGCGCGAGACGCCCGUGUUUGUGCGGUUCUCGACGGUGCAGGGCAGCAAGGGGAGCGCGGAUACGGUCCGCGACGUGCGCGGGUUCGCGGUCAAGAUGUACACGGCUGAGGGCAACUGGGAUAUUGUGGGGAAUAAUAUCCCGGUUUUCUUCAUCCAGGACGCGAUCAAGUUUCCGGAUGUUAUUCACUCUGUGAAGCCUGAGCCGCAUAAUGAGAUCCCGCAGGGUCAGAGCGCGCACAAUAAUUUUUGGGACUUUCAGGGCUUGCAUAGUGAGACGGCGCAUAUGCAGCAGUGGAUUAUGUCUGAUCGGGCGAUCCCGCGCUCGCUUCGCAUGAUGCAGGGGUUUGGUGUCAAUACCUACUGUCUUGUCAAUGCGAAGGGGGAGCGUGUAUAUGUCAAGUUCCACUGGAAGCCUGAACUGGGCGUCCAUUCUCUUGUCUGGGAUGAGGCGUUGAAGAUCUGCGGGCAGGACCCCGAUUUCCACCGCAAGGAUCUGAUGGACGCCAUCGACGCGGGCCAGUAUCCCAAGUGGAAGUUCGGUAUCCAGGUGCUGCGGGAAAGCCAAAUGGACGACUUCGAAUUCGACAUCCAAGACGCGACCAAGGUGUGGCCUGAAGACCAGGUCCCCAUUGAGUACAUCGGCGAGCUGGAGCUCAACAGGAACGUGGACGAGUACUUCCCGCAGACGGAGCAGGUGGCCUUCUGCACGAGCCACAUCGUCCCUGGGAUCGACUUCUCCAACGACCCCCUCCUGAUCGGCCGCAACUUCUCCUACUUCGAUACCCAGCUCUCUCGCCUCGGCCCCAACUGGGAGGAACUCCCCAUCAACCGCCCCGUGUGUCCCUACAUGAGCCUCGUCAACCGAGACGGCGCCAUGAGACACCGCAUCACCAAGGGCAAGGUGAACUACUGGCCCAACCGCUACGAGGCGAACCCGCCCACGGAUCCCUCGCAGGGCGGCUUCGCAACUUACCCCGAGAAGCAGCAGGGCGUGAAAGCCCGCGGGUUGUCGGACAAGUUCAAGGAGCACUACAACCAGGCGCAGAUGUACUACAACUCGCUCUCGCCCAUUGAGAAGAUGCACACGGCCAAGGCGUUCUCCUUCGAGCUGGACCACUGCGACGAUCCAAUCGUGUACAAGCGUCUCUCUGAGCGUUUGACACUUAUCGACCUUGAGCUGGCGAAGACAGUAGCCAAGAACGUGGGGGGUGACACGCCGACAAAGCCAUCGAAGGAAAACAAGGGGCAGACAGCCCAGGGCUUAAGUCAGACUGACUAUGAGCCCGCAACGGCCGUGAUAAACACGCGCAAAGUUGCACUCUUGAUCGCAGACGGCUUCGACCACGCCUCGUAUAUCGGAAUGAAGACCGCCUUGCAGGACCGCCACGCGUUCGUUGUUACCAUCGGCUCGCAGCGGCAGGGGGUGAUCGCCGAGUCUGGCGAAAAGGUUAUCCCCGAUCAUCACUUCCCAGGAAUGCGGUCUACCCUGUUCGACGCGACGUUCAUCCCGGGAGGUAAACAUAUCGCGACGCUGGCGAAGAAUGGGGUUGCGAAGUACUGGGUGACCGAGUCUUUUGCCCAUCUGAAGCCGAUUGCUGGUGUUAAUGAAGCUGUGGAUUUUAUCCAGAGGCAGAUUAAUCUGGGCUCCGUGAAGACCGCGUCGUCUGGCCAGGUGGUCGAGAGCUAUGGUGUUGUCACCGGUCAGGGCUCUCCGUCGGACUUGCUCAAGGCUUCCGCGACUAUCUCCAAGGAUAGCAAGGGGCUCGCGGACCAGUUUAUCUGGCAUAUUUCCCGACAUAGGAACUGGCAGCGAGAGCUGGAAGGAUUAAUCGACGAGGUAGCCGCUUGAAUUGUCCUAAUGACGAUAUGAUCAUGUGUUAGUGUAACUAUAAUGUACUAGUAAUGAAGUCAAUUACCCCUUGCCAUACCAAAUGGAGGUCUACUGAAGACAUGGAAACCUUUCGCAGAAAGGGUUGCUUUAUUGUCCUUUCGUUGUAUAUUUCUCUUUUCCUUUCUUUGCUCUUUUCUUUC
Aspergillus candidus is the source of this 2394-nucleotide messenger RNA. Its product is annotated as catalase-domain-containing protein. The record is from RefSeq and is a predicted model, not a curated record. Bases 65 to 2212 code for a protein of 715 amino acids. NCBI's taxonomy places the organism in Eukaryota, Fungi, Ascomycota, Eurotiomycetes, Eurotiales, Aspergillaceae. Gene Ontology annotation, biological process: hydrogen peroxide catabolic process; response to oxidative stress. Gene Ontology annotation, cellular component: cytosol. The transcript is spliced from 3 exons. Gene Ontology annotation, molecular function: heme binding; catalase activity.